AUGGCCAACGCACAACCGCACAACAUCAUCUCCAUGGCGCCACCAAGCAUGCCGCCACCAUACUGGCUGGCGAUGGGCCAACCGACCCCUCUACCGAGGGGAAGAGGCAGUGGACAGUCCACGCCUUACCGAACGAGCCGCUUCUCAGAGAUGUCACUCGACACGACGGACUGCCGCGCCGACUGUAGUUCCGCCUCGACCAGCUCUGCGGCGGGGAAUGCGUCGCGCUUCGACAGCGUGACAGCGCCUCGGCGAGUGGCCAGACGGCCGUAUUCGCGAGGUGCGAAUGCCCCCGAGGUCGUACAUCCGGCCUUGAGAGCUGGUGUAGAGAUCGCGGAGGAUGAGGCGAUCUCGCCACGCACCGUUGCGCCUGAUCUCCAAGAGCAGAACACGCGCGCCGCCUCUACAGCGGGUGCUGAUAUGUUCCGCUUCGGCGCUGGCGAGGAGAACGCCCAGCCCGCUUCAGGCCGCCGAUGGUACAACUUCGGCUUCGGCAGGUCGGAGGGCGCUCAGCGUUCUCCGGCAGCGCAACCACUCCGGCGCAAGGGCACGCUCGGAGAUUUGCGCCAGUCCGUCGUCGAUGCGGGGAGAAACUUGGUUGCUGGCGUGCAACGAUCACGUCCCGACUCCGGCGACAGUCAGGCGGAUGGUCGGAUGGCUGUCUCCAAGACGGUCAGGGUGGAAAUUGAGCAGCGGCGGGAAGUGCAUUGCACGGGAUGUCAGUGUCACUCGGCAGGUGGAGCGGUGCAGCAGCCUGCCACGGUCAGAGGCUACGGCGACUCCUCUGACAGUCUGGACGCAGCGACGAUGUACUCGGCUGCUGGUGAACAUCCGGUACGUGAUGGUGUCGUUGCGCCAGUCGAACUGCCGCUGAGAGUGUGCAACCCUCUCGAGUCGAUAGGGCUGUCUGACGAGGAAGCUCGUGAUGUUCGCAGGUCGAUUGUUGCUGCUGAGAGUGACGAGUGGCCGGAGUCGAUGGAUGUGGACUGA
Molecule: messenger RNA, 990 nt
Organism: Saxophila tyrrhenica
Lineage: Eukaryota; Fungi; Ascomycota; Dothideomycetes; Mycosphaerellales; Extremaceae
Exons: 1
Coding region: 1-990 (329 amino acids)
Source: RefSeq, a predicted model, not a curated record